Messenger RNA from Lathyrus sativus (Indian pea), 1401 nucleotides. The record is from the annotation of a GenBank genome assembly. Lineage: Eukaryota; Viridiplantae; Streptophyta; Magnoliopsida; Fabales; Fabaceae.
AUGGCGAAUGUUGAUGAACUCUUAUCUUCCAUAUUCUCAGAUAUAAGCACCUACACCGGCAAAGACCCUCUUCUUCCCUGGCUUCGAGGAAUAAAAAAGUUGAAGGAUAAUCUUCCCUCAAAAACCCUCAAGGAAAAACUCCCAGAAUUCUUGCAGAAAUGCGCACAAACAUUCGAGCUUGAUCGACGUUACAAAAACGACUUACGCUAUAUACGUGUUUGGCUCCAAUUGAUGGAUUUUGUUGAUGACCCGAGCGCGUUACUGAGAACCAUGGGUGUUAAUUAUAUUGGAAUAAAACGUUGUCAAUUCUAUCAAGCAUAUGCUCUUUACUAUGAGAAGAAUAAGAAGUAUGAUGAAGCAGAAAAAAUGUACCAUUUGGGAGCUAAGAACCUUGCAGAGCCCGUGGAUGAAAUGCAGAAAUCUUAUGAACAAUUUCUUCAACGCAUGAAGCAUAAGAAGAAAAUUAAGGAAAUGAAACGUUCUGAUAGACAUGUAAAGGCUAAAAAUGAUGAGAACAAGAGAUUUCGUGGUGAUCAUACAGUUGUUGUCAACAAGUUUGUUGACACUGCCAUGGAUGGAAAGUCUGAGGCAGAAAAUGCAUGUCAUAAUGGACUAGUUGAUCCUACGAUAAACAUGAAGGAGGCAAUGAAUGCCAUUAACAGCAUGUUCAGUGAGCCACUGGAGACUGUUCCUUUGGCAAGGAAAUCACAUAAAAACGUAUCGAAAGAAAACCGCAGUACAAAGAACAACUUUGAAGUUUUUGUUGACGAAAACUUAGACAAUGGAAUCAAACCAACUGGUUCCUUAUUGGAUCAACAAAGGACUGAAGCUGGCAAGCCUCAUCAAGAAUCAUUCCAGAUAUAUAUUGAUGAUGAAGGGCAUUCUGAAGGUUCUACUUCAUCAGCUUCAAAAGUAAAUGGCUCUGUUUUCCCCCAGCCUAAGGACGUUCCUUCUGAAAAAUCUAGUGAUAUGGAUGCACAAAGAUCUCGGAAUUCAAAGUUUAGAGAGGAUACAGUUACAGUUGUUCGCAGAUUUGUUGGUUCUGCCAUUUUGGAUGAACCAAAGGUGGAAAAUGUUUGUCACAAUGGUUUAGUAGACCCCACAGUCAACAUGAAGGAAGCAAUGAAUGACAUAAAUAACAUGUUUGGGGAACCAAUUGAUUUUGUCAGGAGAAAAAGAUCAAUGAAGGAGGAGAAGGCACCGGUGAACAACAGCGGAAAGGAACUCUGCGGGUUUUCAAUCCUUGCUGAUGAUGACGACGACCUUGAGCAGAAACCACAUCCUCCACUACCAAAAUCGCCACGGAAGUCAAAGGAAUCUGGUCUGUUUGAGCCAACUCUCCACACAAAGGAAGCCAUGGAUGACAUUAACAAGAUGUUUAAUAUGCCUUUGAAUAUGUAG